This is a messenger RNA of Fonticula alba, 3090 nucleotides long. RefSeq lists its product as hypothetical. Gene Ontology annotation, molecular function: DNA replication origin binding. Gene Ontology annotation, biological process: DNA replication initiation; DNA replication. Gene Ontology annotation, cellular component: DNA replication preinitiation complex; nuclear pre-replicative complex; nuclear origin of replication recognition complex. The record is from RefSeq and is a predicted model, not a curated record. The coding region runs from base 57 to 3059 and encodes 1000 amino acids. The transcript is spliced from 8 exons. NCBI's taxonomy places the organism in Eukaryota, Rotosphaerida, Fonticulaceae.
CUCUCCUCCUUCUCCUCUCCCCUCGCACAUCCAACCGGUGGUGCUCUGCUCGAAAUAUGUCCCAGCCCGUCGAUGGUGGCGCCCCGCCCGAGCCCCCUGUUCGAGGAGGCCCCGAGAGCCGGCCAUCCUUGCAAAAUGCCUUCCGCAUUCGGCCCCCGCGGUCUGCCCAACUGGCGAUGGACCUGGCAGAUGGGUGCUUCCGCCAUGCAACUCGACCCGCUGGCCAAGGGCAGAUCUGCCUUGCCACGGAACAUGGCGACUCGGACCCGGCACAGUUCCACACCUGUGCCCUUCAUUCAGGCUCCUCCGGUGCGGAUGCCUUCAUCAAGCCCGAGCCUGGCAUGGCUCCACCCCCGAUGGCCGGCUUGUCGGCCGAGUCGGCCUCGGCCGAGGACCUAGCUGGCUGGGGCUUCCGGCCGAUCGGUCGUGAGUCGUUGGACUGCGUGCGCCAGCGAUUUGCCCACUUCCUGGCUUCGCGCGCGAGUCUGCGCGGGACCUACAAGUCCAUCCUCUACAAUGCCAACCGUGGCGUCCUGGCCCAAGUGGCCACCUUCGUGGACACGGCAUACGACCAUGCGGAACAGGAGCCACGGUGCUGGUCGGUCGACCCUCGGCAGCGAGCUCGAUCGGCCGGUGCCCAGCUGACGCCGGCGGCGCUGGUGUUCGGCGGAGGGGCCGGCGGAGGGGCCGGCGGCGUUGAUGAGGGUCUUUUCUUUUCACAGCUGGAGCGACGCCUCCGCCAGCGCGUGGGGACCUUCUCCGGGCACUGGGUGGUGAGCAUCGACUCGCGCGUGGUCACCUCCAACCGGUCAUUCAUCGCCCAGCUGGCGCGUGGGCUUGACAUCAAUCCCCGAGACGGUGCUCGCGGCAUCCGCCGGUGGUAUGCGCAGCUGUGGGUGGACGCCCUUCGGGCCGGGGCGUCAGCCGCGCGGGACUUCGCCACGCGAAACCUUGUCGUGGUCAUCCGAGAUCUGGAGCGCCUGGAUGGGCGCCUGAUCGCCGAUGCGCUGGAGCAACUGACCGAGGAGCCAUCCAUCCCGCAGCCGCCCCUGCCGCUGGUCUUCGUUGUUGGGGCCACCACCAGCUCCAGCCUCGGGUUCAGCACCCGGCUUGAUGGCCAGCUCUUUCGCCUGUGCGACGCGGCUCGCGUGAUGGACACCCUGGUGACGCGACUCUUUUCAAGCGCCACCGGCCCAGAGGAUGCCCCCUCGGCUGGGGGAAGCCCGGCCGAUGGGGCUUCCGAGCAGGCCGGGCUCGGCAGCAGGUCCGAUGAUCCGCUGGUCAUCCUCCGGGCCCUCUUUUCAGCGACCCCCCCGCCGGAAGCCGAGCUGAUUGGCAUGCUGCAUCGUGGCGCGGCCGAGCUCGGGCCCCUUGGUGCCUUGCGUUUGUCGCGAUCCGCCUACGAGUACCUGGUGUCGGUUUUCCAACAGCGCAACCGAAGUGUCCACUCGUUGGUCCAUUCGAUCGAGCUCGUCCUUUUGGACCACUAUGCCGGCAACCCGUUGAGCAUCUUCUGCCCGGCGCCCUUCAACUUGCACCGGCUGCCAGCCGGUCCAGCGGCCGACACGGUUCCUGGCGCCCCCGGCCCCGGCAGCGACCUGGCCUGGGUGGAUGACGCGCUGGCCCUGGCCACCGAGUACCACUGGGCCCUCAUCGCGCGGCUGCCCUCCUUUCAGCGGUUCAUUUCCUCGGCCGCCGAGGCGGGCAUCCUCCCACGGGCGACUCUGUCCGCGUCGCUGCCGGCACCGUGGGACGGCCUGUCGGGGGAACCCAUGCCACUGGCCCCCCCGGCGCGGGCUCUCCUUCGGGCCUGCCUCCGGUCCUUGCACCAGUUCCAUGUGAACUUGCCGAAUGUCGGCUUGCGUCUGUUGCGGACCAUCGAGCAGGCCAUCCUCGGCCGUGCGACCGGUGGCGAGGCUGGCACCACGGGCCUUCGGAUGCUCUUCUUCUUGUCUCUCCGUUCGGAGCUCUCGCACUUCGGGGUUGUCCGCGGGCUGAUGUCCUCCUGGGACAAACUGCCCCUAUCAACGGUGCUCGAGAUUGUCGAGGCUGCCAUCUCGCUCACUGAGGACGUCUCCGGCCUGGAGAAGCUUCGAGGUGAGCUGGAGCUCGUUCAGCAGCUCCUUCGCGACCUCACGCACGCUGUGAAGCUCGAUCGGCCUGCAAGCACCACCGACGAUACUGGCGGCCCAAAGGCGCCCGCCGUGGCUGAUGCUCAUGCCCCUGACGUGGAUCUGUCCUCUCACCAGCAGCAGCAGCAGCAACCACAGCCAGUUAACCUCCUGGCGCUGACGGCUUCCGCAGCGACGGACGUAUCUGGCGGGGCUGUGGCCACGUCGCAUUCGCGUGCCGCCGCUGUGGCGGUCUCUUCUCUCCUGGGUCAGCUCCCGGUGCACGAAAGUGCCGCUGGGGCCGCUGGCACGCAUGGGGACGAUCUCCGAGCCCUGGUCGAGGCGGCUCGUGGUGCGGUCGACGCUAUCCUCAUCUUCUGCCUGGCACACUACUCGGACAUCCCCCUCCACGAGGCGUGGUACUUCUGCAAGCCGGAUCUCCUUGAACGGGCUUUGCAUCCGGACCCCGGCCAAAGCAUCCGCCGGGCGUUGGCCUCGCCGGAGGCCUACCUUGGUCCGCUGCCAUCGGCCUCCGGGCCAACACCGCACAUCGACAAGCCCGGCCCCGGGUCCAAGCCCAGCAAGAAGUCCAGCAAGAGGUCAUCGCAGCAGCAGCAGCAGCAGCAGCAGCAGCAGCAGCGCCUGCGGCCAGAUGCCUCGGUAAUCUUCCCGCUAUACGCGCGAGGCGGCCGGCUCCUCAAUCUCUACGACCUGUUUGUGGCCUUCGUGGCGGAUGCCGCGCCGACGCCCGGGUCGGCAGGCGUUCCGGUCGGCGGGGAUCCCGCGAGCCCCACUCCCUCGGAAGAGGAGGUCCUCGAGUCGGCCAUGCGAGAUCCGGAUUUGCGCGCGCGCUUCCUGCGGACAAUCAGCGAAUUCUCGCUGAUCGGCCUGCUCCAGGAGUCGAACCGCCGUCAGGAUCACGUGCAGCGUGCAGAUGUUGGUCUGUGAGACUCAAUAUAGAAUGGUGUUUGGCCCUUGA